Musa acuminata AAA Group (dessert banana) is the source of this 1145-nucleotide messenger RNA. RefSeq names its product protein RESTRICTED TEV MOVEMENT 2-like. The record is from RefSeq and is a predicted model, not a curated record. Lineage: Eukaryota; Viridiplantae; Streptophyta; Magnoliopsida; Zingiberales; Musaceae. The transcript has 2 exons. Bases 70 to 954 code for a protein of 294 amino acids.
UAAAAGAUAGAACGAUGCCGGAGAAAGUGGCGGAGAACACCGACGGAUUCAGCUCUCAGAAUAAUCUCCAUGGAUAGCUCGAGGGGGCCGCCGAGGCAGAUGGUUGAGUACGAUCUGCAGCCACCCACCCAGCGGAUCGAAACCGCUCAUAAUCAUAUCCUCCGCAUGCAUCUUCCGGGGUUUAGGGCGGACGAGAUUAAGGUCCAGGUUGACGACAACUCCAGGAAGCUGACGGUGAGGGGUAGGAGGCCUCUGGGUGAGGCCAUUGUCGCGCGUGUGGAGAAGGAUUUCCAUGUUCCUGAAGAUGCAGACACGGAAAAGGUGCAUGCCAAGUUCGAGCAGGGCUGGCUCAGCCUUGUCAUGCCAAAGAAGCCGAUACAAGAAAGAGAAUCAACUCAGUUGGCCGUCUCGUCUGAAGACACGAAGAAAGAGGAAGAGCUGAUCCUGCAAGAGAAGCCGGAGAGUCGAAAGACGAAGAAGGAAGCGGCGCCCAUCCCCAAAGAGAUGCCACGGAGCGGUCACGAGAAGCCAACAACAGAAGGCGAUAGGGUCAAGGAAAGACACUCGCCGAAGAGGAAACCAGUGGGAGGUGAUAGGAAAGAGGAAGACAAUUACAGGCGAUGGGAAUCAUCUCCCGUGAGCUUCCCAACACAAAAACCAGAGGGUUGUGGUAGGAAAGAGGAAGAAGACGACCGAUUGGAGAAGGCAAAGAGUCCAAAGGCCAAGGCCGAAGAAGCUUUCCUGAGAGGAGAGGACCCAAAGAUCGGAAGGAAGAAGGAUCGAGGUGUGACUUGGAAGAACAGAAUCGAGGAGAUGGAAGAGUGGUUCGACAACGCAACGGUGGACAGGUUGGUGGAGAGCUUCAACAAGCACAGGAACGUCAUUGCUGCAGCAGCUGUAGGCUUCUCCGUCGGCUUCUAUGUGGCACAGAAGCUGAGGUCAAGCAGCAGAUGAUGAGGAGAGCAUCCAUGAGCGGUCAUAUGUACUCUCUUCUUCAAUAAACUUCCACUAAUUGCUUGUCAAGCGGUGAAGAUACAUUAUACUUCACUGCUUUCGAUGGAGGGUAAAAAGAACUGAGCACUCACAGCUCUUGUAUUCCCUCACAAUGGCCAAGAAAAUAAAACAAAUAAUAUAUAUUUGGUUUA